AAUGGAUGAAAUUGUAACAGUUUUUGGUCGGAUUAAAGUCACGUUAACGACUAAAUAAAUUAUACUAUAGUAUUGAUUUGUGUCGAUAGUGUGAAGAUGAGCAACAAUGAGCAAACUGUACUGAUAGCCAUGGGAGAUAUCGAUUUUUUGUCGGAAAGUAUCGUUAAAAUAGAAGAGGUGAAAGAAGAGCCCAUGGACAAGAGAGAAGACUAUUGCUGGAAUUCCAUUGCAAAAUGUGAACCUGGUGCUUUAGAUCAUUCAAUAAAAGAAGAAAAUAAUAAAGAUGAUGGCGAGAUGGAGCCGCCAGAAGCCAUGUUUAUUGAGCCAAUAGAGAAGCUAAAAGAAGCCUUUAUUGAAGAAACAAAGGAUCUUCUUGCGGCACGCUGUGAAAGUGCUUCUUGGGGAACAAUAAAAACCGAAAUUUCUUCAUCCCCUGGCGGAGAAUUGCAUAGUCACAUGGGAAUCCACCCCAGUGGGAAAAAAAUUCAGUGUUCUAUCUGUGAAAAGGGUUUCAGUGGGAAAAGGCACUUAGAAAUGCACAUGCGGGUCCACACUGGGGAAAAACCUUUUCAGUGUUCUAUCUGUCAAAGGAGAUUCAGUCAGAAAGGAAGUUUAGAUAGGCACAUGAGUACCCACACUGAUGAAAAGCCUUUCCAGUGUUCUAUCUGUGAAAAGAGCUUCAAUCUAAAAGGAAAAGUAGUAAAGCACAUGCGAACUCACACUGGUGAGAAACCUUAC
Gryllus bimaculatus (two-spotted cricket) is the source of this 738-nucleotide messenger RNA. Lineage: Eukaryota; Metazoa; Arthropoda; Insecta; Orthoptera; Gryllidae. The record is from the annotation of a GenBank genome assembly.